UGACACCUUCCUCCUCACUUCUGCUGCAGCCCCGAGCCAUGAUGAAGACCUUGUCCAGCGGGAACUGCACUCUCAGCGUGCCUGCUAAGAACUCCUACCGAAUGGUGGUGCUGGGUGCCUCCCGUGUGGGCAAGAGCUCUAUCGUUUCCCGCUUCCUCAAUGGCCGCUUUGAGGACCAGUACACGCCCACCAUCGAGGACUUUCAUCGGAAGGUAUACAACAUCCACGGGGACAUGUACCAGCUGGACAUCCUGGACACCUCUGGCAACCACCCAUUCCCUGCCAUGCGUAGGCUUUCCAUCCUCACAGGAGAUGUCUUCAUCCUGGUGUUCAGCCUAGAUAGCCGGGAGUCCUUUGAUGAGGUCAAGCGCCUCCAGAAGCAGAUCCUAGAGGUCAAGUCCUGCCUGAAGAAUAAGACCAAGGAGGCAGCAGAGCUGCCCAUGGUGAUCUGUGGGAACAAGAAUGACCACAGUGAGCUCUGCCGCCAGGUCACCGCCGUGGAGGCUGAGCUGCUGGUGUCUGGGGAUGAGAACUGCGCCUACUUUGAGGUGUCGGCUAAGAAGAACACGAACGUGAAUGAGAUGUUCUACGUGCUGUUCAGCAUGGCCAAGCUGCCCCACGAAAUGAGCCCCGCACUGCACCAUAAGAUCUCUGUGCAGUACGGUGAUGCCUUCCAUCCCCGACCCUUCUGCAUGCGCCGCACCAAGGUCGCAGGUGCCUAUGGCAUGGUCUCACCCUUUGCCCGUCGUCCCAGUGUCAACAGUGACCUCAAGUACAUCAAAGCCAAGGUCCUACGGGAGGGUCAGGCCCGAGAGAGGGACAAGUGUAGCAUCCAGUGAGAGGCAGGGACAUCGGGAGGGGGCUUGGGCAGUGCCUUAAGGGAAGUGGCUGAGGAUUCCCACUGCCCACAUCCCACGAGGGCCCUAGGCAUGUACACUGUGCCCGUUCUCCUGAUUCCUAGCCACCUCCUGUGAGUUCUUAUGUCUAUGGCUCCUUUGUUGUAGGACAGAGACACAUUUGGGGACAUGUCAGAACUCAAGUUGAGACAAGCUUUCAGUGUCCUUAGAGUAGGAGGAAUGCAGACAGACCAGGAGUCCUGCGUCAAAGCAAGAUGCUCCGUACAAGUCACAGGAUGAGAACAUCUUAGCCAGAUGUCACAGCCAGAUUCCCUGGUGGCCUCUGCUUCCUCUGUGUGGAUCAAUCUGGUCUCUAUGCUUCUGGAGAAAUCAGCCCCAGCCCUCUGGCCCAGCUGUGUACACCCACCCCUCCAACUUAGCCGCUGGCCACCCCGACAUUGAGCCAACAGAGUGUGUGUGUGUAUGUGUGUGUGGAGGGGUGAUGGGUCCAUGUCCCUUAGACCACUGCCUCCUGGCUUCUCUCCCAGGCUCCGCCAUAUGACAUUGUUCUUGUUUUGAAGUUGUUUCCUGUUCUGUUUGCAGUAGACAUGAAGUCCUUGUAUGGUAAGAACCCAGUGACCUGUCUUUGGCCAGUUCAAAUCCAUUAUUUUCCCCUUCCUCUCUGCUCCCAGGCAGACUAUGCAGCUGAAUCCUGUGCUGUGUUCAGCAGCUUACAAAUGAACCCACAACACCACAGUCACAGAAGGCCAGGGUGUCUCUUCUGCCCUCAGGAGAGGAUGACUGGGCUUUGGGGGAAGUGACUCUAGACCCCUCCACACUCCUCGCUAGAUCAGGACAGAGCUCUGGACCAGCUUCUGCUGUAGCUCCUCGAGCCUCUGUCGAGCACCCACUGGAUACUGAGCUUCCUGUGCGCUAGGCAUCAGAGCGAGAGGUCCUGUGUGUUCCCAGCUCUGGCCUCUGCCCACUGCGGUGCCUUUUGCACACACAGCUGCUGUAGGAAGGGAAGGAGCCGAGAGCCUCAGCCGAGCCCAGGAUAGGUUGGCAGGAAGACACGUGGUGGGUCUUUUCCUGGUGCUCAGGCUGUGCUAGGCACUUCUCCCCGCAACGCAGGGGUAAGGUGAGAGAUGACCGUGAUCCUGAAAGCCAAAGGCCCUGUUCAGUUCUCAAUACAUGUGGUCUUUAGGCCCUGUAAUACCACCAUGACUGGCCCACUGAGAUGGUGCCUGCUGCCAAGCUGUUCAACCUGAGUUUGAUCCCUGACGUCACAUGGUGGAGGGAGAGAACUAACUUCUGUAAGUCAUCCUUUGACUUCCACACAGGCACCAUGGUACCUGCAUGCACACAAAGUAAUGAGGCCGAUUACCCCAAAGCAUAGGGAUCCAUUAGUGUUCCUUCAAGGCCCAGAAGUGUGAGUCCACACACACCGCGUUGUACCCUCUCCUCCUGGAGCUCCUGGUGGCAGGGGUUUGGACCCCCAGUGAUCACUGAGGUUACCCAUAGAUGCUGUGUACAUUGUCGUCCGUAAUGCACCUCGGCUCCUGCUCUGCACAGCAAGCCUCAGGCCUGGUCCUGACUGUGUCCUCACAGCAACACCUGCUGCUCAGCACCUGCUUCUGUCCUGCAGCAAACACCCCCACUCCCCGCUAGCCCCAAACUUGAGAGUAUAGCAGGCGCUUGUCCAGGCAGGUGUAUGGCCUGGUUCCAUCCGGCCAAGCUCCACUGCCUGGACCUUUGUGUACACUAUCAAUUAAAGUUGGUUUGUUAGCA
Myodes glareolus (Bank vole) is the source of this 2624-nucleotide messenger RNA. Lineage: Eukaryota; Metazoa; Chordata; Mammalia; Rodentia; Cricetidae. The record is from RefSeq and is a predicted model, not a curated record.